AUGUUUCUUCUACCGUUUAUUUUGGCCAUAGCAGGGUUUAAUCUCUUUUCGAACUGCUCAUCGGUGGACCUGAAGUCCUAUACAAUAACUCAAUCAGUCAAGGUUUAUCAUGGGCAGUUCAUGCCAAAUGGAACGUAUAAAAUGUUCAUGGGCUACCAAGAACAAAUAAUCCUAGUUAGAUACGGAGAGCAGAUCAUCUACCCACAAGUUAUUUACGAUGUAUCUAACAAAGAGUGCCUGGUAGAGCUUUUUGAAAAAGGUGAAUCCAAGUACUUAAUAGUUUCAAUUUUUGAAAAAGUAUCAACAGAGCCUUCCAUUUCGGAGAGAAUUUACUACAAAUGGGUUGACGAUGUGUUUGUUGAGGUUGAAAGCAAAGUCGUUGUUGAGGAAACAGGCGGCUGUGUGCUUCUCUACUUUAAUAUUAAUCCUGGAUUUAGACACCCGUUCGUUCAGAAAAAAUCAAAAUUACAGGGCAAUCAUAAAUAUGUGGAAUACACAAUAGCCAAACAGUUUAAAAACCUCUCAAUAAACCAACAAAAUGACAUACAGUACAAGUUCGGAAUAGCGUAUGAUCCACUCAUAGACAUCGUGGUUGGAUUCAAGAUUUUCAAGAGUUUUGUAGACAGUUUCGAUUCAGUAAAAUAUACUUACAAGCUAGUAUUAAAUAGAUUAGAGUUUAGACUGGGAUCGAAGACCAUAAGCUACCACAAAACUAAAUACUACUGUAGAAAGAUUUGGUCAGCAAAUGUAGCAAAUAGCAUAGACUAUGAUGAUUUUAACAAAUUCGUGGCGCACGAAACGCUGAGCUUCAUGGAUAGAAGAGGAAUUAAGUUCGAGCCCAUAAUCAUCGACAUCUCAGAAUUAAUUUCCUCCGAGUUAUUUGGAGUGGAAAAAACUCUCGGAGUGUUGGGUUCUUGGAGGUACACUUUAUACCAGCUGAACGAAAACAACAAGGAGUUGUUCAAAAUAAGAAGUGUGAUGGACUUGACGUCUGACGAUGUUGUAAUUUGGGUAAUAAAUGACAGCGCUCAGGACACCACUGUUGAAGUAUAUCAAACGGCAGAUAGAACCAUAGUUGCGGUGGGCUUCACGUACUACUCGUCCUUAGGAGCAAUUAGAGAAGUUCAUAUGUUUGAUAGAUGCACGGAGUCAGGGAAAGUUAUAUACAAGGAAGUUUUUGGGAAUGAAAAAAAUGAGCUCAUAACUUCCUUGGAGCUUAUGGGACCAAUAGCACUAAACAUCUCAAUAGACAAUGCUCCCACUUCUUUGUACAGAUCUGAAAUCAGGGUUGAUUCAAACGGGAUUCACAAGCACUUUUACAUCAAUGAACCCGACGGACACGCCAUAGAUCAUUCUGAAAAGUAUGUGUUUGGAAACAUAUCUUCAAAAAGAAUUUACGAAGUAGGUAAUAUUCCCAUGGAGAAGUAUUGGAAUGAGGGUUUGGUAAUUGCCAGACUUAUCAAUAAACAAAAUAUAGUAGUACCGAAUGCAGUGAAAAUGGCGCCUAUUCAAUUUGAUUCCUUGAAAUUCGAGACGACGCACAGUAAUUGCAGUUCUUAAC
This is a messenger RNA of Theileria parva strain Muguga, 1561 nucleotides long. RefSeq lists its product as uncharacterized. The transcript has 2 exons. Bases 1 to 1560 code for a protein of 519 amino acids. The record is from RefSeq and is a predicted model, not a curated record. Lineage: Eukaryota; Apicomplexa; Aconoidasida; Piroplasmida; Theileriidae.